GGCUGGGUAAUGGCAACCCUGUGAGGAGGGUCUGGGAGAUCAAUCUGCGCGCGAGAUACACAAGGUGCGGCGAGGGCGUGGGAACGCGACGCUGACCCAGGCCUCCGCUUGUUGCCAGAUUCAUUUACUUCCCCACAAUGUCCUUGAAACCACGAGUAGUUGAUUUUGAUGAAACAUGGAACAAGCUUCUCACAACUAUUAAAGCUGUUGUUAUGCUGGAUUAUGUUGAAAGAGCAACAUGGAAUGAUCGCUUCUCGGACAUAUACGCUCUGUGUGUGGCCUAUCCCGAACCUCUUGGAGAGAGACUUUAUAUGGAAACUAAAUUUUUUUUGGAAAAUCAUGUACGCCAUUUGCACAAGAAAGUCUUGGACUCUGAAGAAAAAAUAUUGGUAAUGUAUCAUAGAAACUGGGAUGAAUACAGUAAAGGGGCAGAUUAUAUGGACUGUUUAUACAGAUACCUCAAUACACAGUUUAUUAAAAAGAACAAAUUGACUGAAGCUGAUCUUCAAUAUGGUUACGGAGGUGUGGAUAUGAGUGAACCAUUGAUGGAGAUUGGAGAACUGGCCCUUGAUAUGUGGAAGAGAUUAAUGAUUGAGCCCCUGCAGGCUGUCCUCAUUCGAAUGUUGCUUCGUGAAAUUAAAAAUGAUCGUUGUGGAGAAGAUCCAAAUCAGAAAGUAAUCCAUGGGGUUAUUAACUCCUUUGUUCAUGUUGAACAGUAUAAGAAAAAAAUGCCUCUGAAGUUUUACCAGGAAAUUUUCGAGAGUCCUUUUCUGAAUGAAACAGGGGAAUAUUAUAAACAAGAAGCUUCAAAUUUAAUGCAAGAAUCAAACUGUUCACAGUAUAUGGGAAAGGUUUUAUGUAGACUAAAAAAUGAAGAAAUGAGAUGUCGAAAAUAUCUACACCCCAGUUCCUACAGCAAAGUAAUCAAUGAAUGCCAACAACGAAUGGUAGCAGACCAUUUACAAUUUCUUCAUGCAGAAUGUCAUAACAUCAUCAGACAAGAGAAGAUAAAUGAUAUGGCAAACAUGUACACACUGCUUCAUGCCGUGCCAAGUGGCUUACCUCAUAUGAUUCAGGAACUGCAAAACCAUAUCCAUGAUGAGGGCCUUAGAUCAACCAGCAAUCUUUCUCAGGAAAAUAUGCCCACUCAAUUUGUAGAAUCAGUGUUGGAGGUACACAGUAAAUUUGUUCAGCUCAUUAAUACUGUUUUGAAUGGUGACCAGAGAUUUAUGAGUGCCCUUGACAAGGCUUUAACAUCAGUAGUGAACUAUAGGGAACCAAAGUCUAUUUGCAAAGCUCCUGAGCUGCUGGCCAAAUAUUGUGACAAUUUGCUAAAAAAAUCAGCAAAAGGCAUGACAGAAAAUGAAGUGGAAGACAAACUUGCAAGCUUUAUUACAGUUUUCAAGUACAUUGAUGACAAAGAUGUUUUUCAAAAGUUCUAUGCCAGAAUGUUGGCAAAACGGCUUAUACAUGGUUUAUCAAUGUCCAUGGACUCUGAAGAAGCUAUGAUUAACAAAUUAAAG
Molecule: messenger RNA, 1523 nt
Organism: Thamnophis sirtalis
Lineage: Eukaryota; Metazoa; Chordata; Lepidosauria; Squamata; Natricidae
Source: RefSeq, a predicted model, not a curated record